Aspergillus terreus NIH2624 is the source of this 615-nucleotide messenger RNA. RefSeq lists its product as uncharacterized. The coding region runs from base 1 to 615 and encodes 204 amino acids. NCBI's taxonomy places the organism in Eukaryota, Fungi, Ascomycota, Eurotiomycetes, Eurotiales, Aspergillaceae. The transcript has a single exon. The record is from RefSeq and is a predicted model, not a curated record.
AUGUGUCUCUUCUCUUCCGACGCCAACUCUCCUCCUCUCCCUUAUAAUUCCUUCUGGAAAGGCAAACCCCUUCGUACCACGCACCAGAAAGACUCUAUCCAACAUGUCUGUUGCCGUGUAGACCGUCCACAUCACCCCAAGCAGCCUCUCCCACGGAACUGCUGUUCCCAUGCUCAUUCACAGGCCACACCAACCCCCAAGGAUAUUACGGAGUCCACGGACAGCCGGAACUGCACGAAUUGCAAGAACAUCAAGAUCCGAAGAGGCUCUUUCUUGCGCUGCUCCAAAGACAAGGAGGAACAGUCCUGUCCCCACUGCAAACAUCCCUCCAAGCCCUGUCACCAAUCGCAACAUGUAUCAACCCCCUGUGCGGGUGCCCGCGGUGACCUUCGUCAUCUACAUCCUAGACAGUCUGUUCCUACGGGAGUACAUCGCUGCAGACACGACUCCAAACAGCAUCAGGCACGGGAUGGUAUGAGGUACUGUGAGGCGGGUGGCCCGCAGAAAGGGCCAUGUUUGAAAUGUCUUCAGCCAGAGGAAAAGGUGGUUUCUUCUGGGGCUGUCGAGACCAAGCAUCGGUCUUCCAGACAGCACUACGUGUGUCGGAAGUACUGA